Molecule: messenger RNA, 990 nt
Organism: Parnassius mnemosyne (clouded apollo)
Lineage: Eukaryota; Metazoa; Arthropoda; Insecta; Lepidoptera; Papilionidae
Source: the annotation of a GenBank genome assembly
AUGAGGAACAACGUGCUCCAAGUGCUAUUGAAGUCGACCGUGAUGCCGUUUCGAUGGCUUAAGAGCUCUUACAGAUGUUUCUAUUGCUAUGAUAUUUUCCAAGAGUCUUCUGAACUGAAGGAUCAUCAACAGAUACAUAUUGGGGACAACCUUAAAGAGCAAGCGAUGAAUAACUACUGGGAACAGGUUGUUUACGUUGACAUUUCAAAUAUGGCAUGUAAAAUGUGUCCAGAGAAAAUAAAUGAUUUAUACGACCUAAUCGACCAUCUAGUAGAGAAGCAUGGUGUUGUGUACAACAAGGACAUUGGUGUGUGUAUGGUGGCGUUCAAGUUGGACAACUUCGCAGUGAACUGCCUCGCGUGUGGUGCUAGCUUCUACACAUUUGGACCACUUUUGCAUCACACCAACAAGGACCAUAAGGGCAUAUCGGCGAUCCUCUGCGAGGUGUGCGGGCAAAACUUCAAAGAUGCAAACCUCUUGAGGUUGCACGUUAAAUCGGUUCACGAAAACACCGGGGUCCUGUGUCCCGAAUGCGGGGUUAAGUUUGAAACGCGCUCGAAGCUAAAGACCCACCAGAAGAACCAGCACGAUUUGGACAAAAAAUACAAAUGCUUGGUGUGUACCCAGACGUUCCAGAGCCACUACAAGAGAUCCCGACAUAUGGCCGCCGAACAUAAGAAUAAACAAGAAGUCAAGUGCCUGCACUGUCCGAAGACCUUCGUGUUCAGGAGUAUGAUGAUGACGCACCUGCGGGAUACGCAUCUGAAAGUGAGGAAUCAUGUUUGCGGCGUUUGUGGGUGGAAAGCUUUCAACAGUAACCGAUUAAAGAACCACAUGUACAAGCAUAGCGGGGAGAAGAACUUCAAGUGUGAGGCUUGUGACAAAGCAUUCACUACAAAGAAAAUCAUGAGAGCACACUAUGCGAGGAUGCACAAAGUGGUCCAACAGCCAGUGAUGCCGUAUGACAACCCUUACGCUGGCCAUCAGUGA